Molecule: messenger RNA, 572 nt
Organism: Gongylonema pulchrum
Lineage: Eukaryota; Metazoa; Nematoda; Chromadorea; Rhabditida; Gongylonematidae
Source: the annotation of a GenBank genome assembly
AUGGUUUUUUUCCCGGAAUGUUUCGAUUACGUUGGACGAAAUCGAGAAGAAAAUGAAGCAUUAGCAAUGGCUGAGGGCGGUGAAUACAUUGGCCGUUAUCGCAGUUGUGCAAAGCAGUACGGCCUCUGGCUCAGCUUGGGUGGCUUUCAUGAGAAGGACCCAGCUGGACAGCGGAAACCGUUUAACACUCAUCUGAUUAUUAACGACAGUGGAGAAACAUGUGGCAUUUACCGAAAACUCCAUCUUUUCGAUGUGGAUAUUCCUGGAAAAAUUGCAGCACCAGUAAACACGCCUGUCGGGAAUGUAGCAAUGUCUAUAUGUUACGACCUCCGAUUUGCCGAAUUAGCAUUGUGGCACCGUAUGAAAGGGGCUCAUAUUCUAACUUAUCCAGCAGCUUUUACGGUCAACACAGGUCUUGCACACUGGGAGGUUUCAUUUUUAUGCGUUUUGUGUAAAAACAGUUCCUUGGAAGCUAAAAUUCCAGAAUCAUGCUCCUGCCCGCGUCUCAAUUUUUUUAGAUGGGAACCUUUAACAGCUUCUCACUCCCUGCAACUCUCCGCCCCUCCCUGACC